Messenger RNA from Bemisia tabaci, 3345 nucleotides. RefSeq lists its product as uncharacterized. The record is from RefSeq and is a predicted model, not a curated record. Lineage: Eukaryota; Metazoa; Arthropoda; Insecta; Hemiptera; Aleyrodidae.
CGUAAUAAAUUUCGGAAAAUUACAGAAUCAAUUUUACUCGUAAACACAAUAAAAUAAGUGAAAGUGUCUGGCUCAGCCGUGCACUGUUAGUGACAGUAUUAUCUCAUCAUUUGCAAUCACUUUCAUUUGCUACACAAUCUGCAUCUUCUAAAAAGUCAUAACCGAAUUCAUGAUUGUGUUUGUGAAGUGUGUUUUUUCCUGACAGAAAGCAACUUCAGUGAACAGAAUGACUAUACCAACGCAUGCUGUUUAGAAGUUAUGUGAGCUGGCUGGCAGGAAAUCAGGAAUUGUUUUUCACAUCUGUAUGCGGUUUCUGAAGUUCUUCACAAAAUGACGUCGGAUAAUGGUAGCAAAGAACUCUUUAAGCGACAGAAUUAUGGUCGGCAGUCUUUGGAUGGCUCAAAAAUGAGUAUGGAGCAGAGAAGGCAAAUUUGCCGCCUACGGAAAUCAGAAAUUGCCUCCAAGUCAGAGGAAAACUUAACAGAUAGCAAUCAUAUAAUAAACCAGACAAAUGAAAAUAUCAUCAAAUGCUCUCAAUUCAGGAAUAGUUUUGAAAACAUUGAUAAUAUGAAAAGAUUCGUGCCUCAGUCUUGUGACACUUCCUCUCACACCAAAAGUGAUUCUUGCGAUAAUAUGAAUAGGGAGCGAACAUGUGUAAAGGCUGUGUCUUACCCUGGACCCCCUCCAGCGGUGGAUCAACAUUCAGAAGUAGCGAACUAUCAUUCUUACAUUCCUGUGUCUGUUGACAUUACUACUGAACGAUCAGCUCCUAAUAUCCAAAAGACUGCUUUAACAAUGGAACCAGUUACUCCUGGCCAUCACUUACAUCCUAACAAAGCUCUUCGCCCUUUUACUUCUGUUAACUUCAUAUUAAGACCACCCAGCUCUGAGCCACAAUCACCUAUCGAUAUUGUCAUGCACGGCUCUAGUAUUACAUAUUCAACGUUUUCAAAUGAUCCCAAACUUGGCUAUGAGUCUCAAUUGGAAAUAAAUUUUAGACCAGCAGGACCAACAUCACAAGUAGCUUCUCGUUUAAAAUCCUUAUCUUUGUCAAAUGAAAAUGCCAAUCCAUCAACACAACUUGUCAUCAGUGAACAAAUCAAACGGAAACAGAUGUUGGAAGAAGUUUUAGAAUCAGAAGUGGAGCGAUUGCAAAAUCUUGAAGAAGAGAUAAAUAGACUGAAAAAGUACCUGUUUUUAAGGCAGUCCAUCCCAAAGAAGCUGGUCCAGGUGAAAGAAGAUAUAAUUUUUCUCAGGGGCGAAUGUGCAAAGUGGACUUCUCAAGUAGAUUUAGCAUCUAAUGAACAAGUUCCUCUAGGAGAGACAAACGAAGAUUAUUACAAGGAAAUCUAUCAUGAAUCGGAUUCAUCUCUAGUCUGGAGGAACCAAAAUGUAUCAGCUCAGUCACACAACUCGGAAGAAGUUGGAUGGCAAUGCAAUAUGUGCACUUUCAUAAACUACCCUGCAUUGCCAAAAUGCGAGCAAUGUGAAAUGCCACGCUUGGAUUUUGAGUCCAGUAUUAUUGCUUCAUCAAGCACCCACCCCCAUCAAUCUCACACUCCAGUUAUGAAAUCCAAUGUCAUAUCCUCAAAAUGUUUUCUUUAAGGUAAAAUUUUAACUUAAGUACCUUCAGUUUAUGGCCAGCAGCAGUACAAGUAGUGUUUUCAAGUUGAAUUGCAGCCUUCAUUUAUGAAAACCAUCGCUUCCCUUUUUGUACGUGGGAUUUCACAGGGAUUUUGAUCCAAAUGGAAUGCCUGAUUCAUUACAGGUGAUUUCAAGUGAUUUAGGGACAAGAUCCACCAAUAUGUUGCGCUGCUACACGGCCUGUGUUUUUGAGAAGCAAUAAGUAUCGUAAUGCACAAAUUAAUGGUUGAUAAUUUGAAGCAGCAUCAAUACUGAGUAGUAUUACAUCGAAUUUGUGAGGAUUCAUUGAAUAUUCGUUUUGAAAACCAGUGUAACUCAAGAUUCAAUAUGUAAGAGAGAGAUAUCAUUAUAAUGUCUCUCUCUUACUCAUUAAGCUCAUUAAUGACAUCCGUCAUGGCAGGUUUCGAUAUAAAUUUUCAGUAAAUCCUCACAAAUUUGAUGUCAUGUUACUCAGUAUUAGUGCUGCUACACGUUAUGGAUCAAGUUAUUUCAGUAACUUAUUCAUUGCCAUAAUCAUUGCUACUCAAAGACACUAAUCGUGUAGCAGUUCAACGUAGAGGCGGUUUUUGUCUCUAAAUAAUCUUAAUCCUCGAAAAUAGUUCAUGGGAUAGCAGAUGUUUUAUUAGACAUUGAAAGAUUGUGAAUGUUCGAUAAUAGUUUUAAUUCAGACGAUGACUCUACGAUAAUGUGAGAUCUCAUUUUUGGGACGUUUGCAUUCAUGUAAUGUUCAGAAUUUUGUAUUGACUUUUGAUUGAGCCAUUGAACCCAGAGCUAUAACUCCUGAAAUUCCAUCCCUCCAGGUAGUGUGCUUUUGCUGAUUCACCGAAUAGUAAAAUGCAUCUGAUCGCCCCUGUAAAAGAAUCCACAGCUAGCCAAAAAGAGCAGCUGGUAAUUUGAAAACUUAUUUUACCUCUGACCUAAAAGUUAACUCUUUUUAAAAUUUAAAAAAAAAUAACUUUACAGUAGAACAUUAAGGUGACAAGUUCUUAAAACGUAAGAAAAUAAUGGUAGAUUUGCAGGAACAUUUCGACAUUGCUUUAAAAUGGCAAGGUUGUAGGAAAAGUUUUGGAUAGAGAAGGUGCUUCGCAUGAAAAUCGUGAACAUUUUUGAGCAACAGUAGAAGUAAGACUGUCACAGGAGGAAGAUUAAAGAGUUUUCAAAAUGAGGAGCCACAAAAUGUUCUCCUUUCUGAAUAAAUGGCUGUGAAAUUAUGCAAUUUGAUUGCCUUGCAAAGGUGAAGGUAGUUGCUUUAACUGCACCGAAGAGUUCAAUAGACUUUGUCACAAAUCUUUGAAAACUUGUCACCUCGAUUUUAGAAAAUCUGACCUUUUUUCUGUAUAAUUCAGACCCUUCUACAAAUAAAAAGAGUUAAAUACAUAUCGAUGAAAAAGUUUGUGAGUAGAAAAAUGAAGACAUGGAUGGAUGUUACACUAAAUGUUUAGUGAAGAAACCCUGGCGAUUAAAAUGUUCUUUGGAAAACUUCACAAUUUCGUGAGAUACACUUCUUAAUUGCAAUAUUUCUCUUUUUAGAGGCUUGGCACCUGUUAUAUUUAACAUCAAUAAUAUUGUUUUAUGUGUUGUUUUGUACUUAUUCAAAUGUAUACAUAUCUUAUCUACCAUUUGUUGGAAAUCUCAUGUUAGAAUGUUGAAAAAUCUCUUGUAUGCCUUUAUUAUUUCAAGUAAAAGAAUUUUAUCAAAUAA